This is a messenger RNA of Adineta steineri, 1008 nucleotides long. The record is from the annotation of a GenBank genome assembly. NCBI's taxonomy places the organism in Eukaryota, Metazoa, Rotifera, Eurotatoria, Adinetida, Adinetidae.
AUGUUAAUUGUUUCACCGGUGAUUUCUUCAUCUUCUCCGAGUGAGAAAAAAAAGAAUGAAUUAUUUCCGCAAUGUGCACGAACAAAACAAGUGGCUUAUCCAUUUUCAAAUAUUAAAACAUCGCAAUCAAUAGUUGAUUAUGAGGAACUAAAACGAUUACAACAACUUUCAACUGAUCCAAUUGAUAAAGUAGAAACGCAUGAUAUGUUUAUGAAACAUUAUUCAUCAGUAAUAAAACCUGCACCAAAACGAAAUUGGCUAUCUCGAAGUAAAAAUAAUGGAACAACAAAAAUGAUUGAAGCACCGCCAUUACAACAAGUUGAAAAUCAAUCAAUUUCAACACCUUUAGUAACAAAAUCAGGAGGACGAAAUCGAAAAGAAAUAACACCGAUGCAACGUGAUAUACAAACACUCCGACGGCUUCUAAGAAAAAUACAUAUUCAAAGAACAAAUGCUGAAAAUGAUGAAAUUUUUCAAAUAAUGUCUCAAUUUCCUGAAUUUAUGGCACUUGAUCAACGGCCAGAAAUACUUCGAGAAGCUAUAGAAUUAGCUCAUUUAGAUUUAUGUGAAGAAAAUCAACAACCAGUAUUGCCUUCAAAUGGUUACUUUUUUAUUUUAAAAGGUGGUGUUACUUCACCAUUGACUACUUCGGAACUUCCACCCUUAUCAUCUCACAUACCUCCAGAACCCCUUACUGUGGGACAAAGUUUUGGUUCAUUAAAACCAGCAGAAGGAAGAUCGAAAGCUACGUGGUUGAUAACUACUGAUGAAAAUAGUGAAUUUCUUAAAAUUAAUAAAGAUCAAUUUCUAACAAUUAAAACAAAAUUCGAACAAGCUGAAUAUCAAGAAAAAUGUUCAUUAGUUUGUUCAUGUGGUGAAUAUAAAGCAUGGUCUAAACAAAUCAUAGAUGAACUUCUUCAUUUAAUUGAAUGGAUUGAUUAUCCACAGAAUACAAGUAAAUUUUUCUUUCAAAUAAUAUCUAUUAUACAAAAUUCUUCGUAUGUUUAG